GGGGCGGGCGGCCGGGCGGCAUGGAGGAGCUGAGCAGCGUGGGCGAGCAGGUCUUCGCCGCCGAGUGCAUCCUGAGCAAGCGGCUCCGCAAGGGCAAGCUGGAGUACCUGGUCAAGUGGCGCGGCUGGUCCUCCAAGCGCUGACUGUUGAGUCCUCUUGUGGCCUGCUGUGACUCGGGGGCUUGAGGUGGCAGCUUUGCCUGUGGGUUGAGGUUGCAAGACUGGCUUCAAGGGCCCCUGGGACCUAGACAUAACAGCUGGGAGCCAGAGGAGAACAUCUUGGACCCGAGGCUGCUCCUAGCUUUCCAGAAGAAGGAGCAGGAGAAGGAGGUGCAGAGCAGGAAGAGAGGUAAGAGGCCAAGGGGCAGGCCCAGGAAGCACACUGUGAUGUCAUCCUGCAGCCGGCGCUCCAAGCUCAAGGAACCAGAUGCUCCCUCCAAGUCUAAAUCCAGCAGUUCCUCCUCUUCCUCUACGUCUUCCUCCUCUUCCUCAGACGAAGAAGAUGACAGUGACCUGGACUCCAAGAGGGGCCCCCGAGGCCGUGAGACUCACCCCGUACCUCAGAAGAAGGCCCAGAUCCUGGUAGCCAAGCCAGAGCUGAAAGAUCCCAUUCGUAAGAAACGAGGCCGCAAGCCCCUGCCCCCAGAGCAGAAGGCAGCUCGGAGACCUGUGAGCCUGGCUAAGGUGCUGAAGACCGCCCGGAAGGACCUGGGGACCCCGGCCAGCAAGCUGCCUCCUCCACUCAGUGCUCCCGUCGCAGGCUUGGCAGCCCUCAAAGCCCACACCAAGGAGGCCUGCAGUGGCCCCAGCGCCAUGGCAACCCCAGAGAACCUGGCCAGCCUGAUGAAAGGCAUGGCCGGGAGCCCUAGCCGCGGUGGCAUCAGCUGGCAGAGCUCCAUCGUGCACUACAUGAACCGCAUGAGCCAGAGUCAGGCCCAGGCUGCCAACCGACUGGCGCUCAAGGCCCAGGCCACCAGCAAGUGCAGCCUGGGGCUGGACCUGAAGGUGAGGACACAGAAGGGGGAGCUGGGGCUGAGCCCCACAGGAAGCAAAGUCCCGAAGGCCCCUGGCAGUGGGGCUGCAGAGCAAAAAGGGAGUAGUUCAGGGGGUCCCCAACAUAGCCACAGUGGGAGCAAGGUCCCUGCCGGGGGUUCGGGCUCCCAGCUGACCCCUACUCAGGAGCUAAGCCUUCAAGUCUUGGACUUACAGAGCGUCAAGAACGGCAUGCCUGGCAUGGGCCUGCUGGCCCGCCAUGCUACGGCCACCAAGGCCAUCCCUGCCACCGGGAAAGGCCCUGGUGGCGGCCCCACAGGAGUGAGUGGGACCAGCAUACCCACAGACACCAGCAAAGGCGAGAAGCUGGCCUCCAAGGUGGCAGCUCUGCCCGCCCCUUCGUGCAAGAGGGAUAGUGUCAAGGGCAUUGCUGCCCCCGGUGGGCAGGAGGGCCACACAGCCCCGGGAGAAGGCCGCAAGGCACCUGCGCUGUCUGAGAUGAGCACAGGCGAGGAGAACAGUAGCUCGGACUCAGACCCGGACUCAUCCUCACUCCCCAGUGCUGGGCAGAACCUGUCUGUAUCUGUCCAGACCAGCCAGGACUGGAAACCUACCCGCAGCCUCAUUGAGCAUGUCUUUGUCACCGAUGUCACAGCCAAUCUCAUCACUGUCACGGUGAAGGAGUCACCCACCAGCGUGGGCUUCUUCAACCUGAGGCAUUAUUAAGACUGGCCUGAGUCAGGCCUGCCUUCCAGUGUCUGAUUUGCUUUGAUGCCUGACCCAGGGUGCCAGCCCCACUGUGCCCUGAGACUUUGGGCUGGGAACUGCCUUCCUUGCCCUGCUGGAGCCUGGUUUCCCUGGUGAUCCUACCUCUCUGGACCUCCACAUCACUCUCCUCUGUAUCCUGUUGCCUCAGGAAAUCUAGGUGGCCAGUGGCUCAAGGCUUCUGCUUGGACCAAGCAGUUUCCUUUAAUUCAUGCCCCUCCUUGGCCUAAUGAGACCCUUCUCUUCCUUACCCCUGUUUCUGCUGAUGGGUCAGUCUGUGGAGGGGGUUCUGGUACAGCUGAAUCUUUCCCCCCCAUGGGGGGAGAGCUGGAGCAGGCAGGACCCCACCCCCAGCAGUGCCAGGGCCUUCAUGGUGAGGUAAGGAUCCUGUCCUUGACUGGUGAGCCUGGGUCCUCACUGGAAGGGGAUAAUUAGUUGGAAGGGUGAGCCCGGAAACCCUGCAGAGGUCUGGUUCAAUGUGUCUGUUCCUGGUGCAGUUAUAUCUCCAGCCACAAGCCCAGCCGGGGUUUGAGGGUUUGGAGGGUGUCAUCCCCAUGACACCCGUGUGCACCUAAGUGCCACCAUGCUCUGGAACAAGGGAACUCGGGGAGACCUGCCUCCUUCCUGCAGCCCUGAGUCCCAGUGAGAAGUGCCCCUGUUCCCCUCUGGACCCAGACCUGCAUUCCUUUCUUGGGCCUGGUAUGACCAAGUUCUGAGGGGCUGAAGCUGCUCGGCUUUGGAAAGGGGUAGACACUAGAGACCCAGAGAUGGCUGGAGUAAGGAGUUUCCAGUCCUGGGCUGGCAAGCCUCUCUACUUUGGAACCUUCUGUAAUACAGGACUGACUUAAGCCUUAAUUAGGGACUUGUAAGUCACUUUGGCAGUUCCAGUGUGGGAAUGCAGGUGCCUCCUGCAGGCCCAUCACCCUGCUGCCUGUUUGUGGGCUCCAGACUAUCAUGCAGGUUUUUGCUGUAGUUAGGCCUGCCACAGCCACCCUGGUGCUGAGCCCUGCCUAGUGGAUGGGCCGUUCUUAGGGUGCCACUUUUCCCUGACAAUCCUCUCCCAUGUUUGGGGGCUUGUGUUCUCCUUCCCAGUUGAGAAGCAAUAUCCUUGUACCAUUUGGAAUGUGGAACAGUUUGGCAGCCCUGAGAACACCCCCUGCCCCCAUCCUCAGGACUUUUUCCAGUUCUGAGCCCCUUUGUAGAUGCCUUCCCCUACCCACCUUCAACCCCAGGUAGCUGUCUUAAAACUACCUUUUCAAACUGCUGGCCAGUGUCUGGAUUUCUGUCCUGGAUUGUCAUCUUAGGGCAGUGACAGUCUGGCCAGUAAGUCUGUAAUGCCAAAAAGUGUGGGUGGUAUGGAACCCUCAUUUCUGCUUCUGCUGUUGGGUGGUCAGCUGGCAGGUGUGGGCUCUUCAGUUCCCUUCCAUGAAGACGCUUCCCUUCCCCAAACCAGCUCCUACGGAGUGGGCUGUGGUGUCAGGGAACUGCCAGUCUGCAAGUGUCCCCGGCAGCUCACCCCCCGCACCAAAUAAGACAUGGCCUUUGUAUAGCCAAACAGACCUCAGCAGUGUGCCUUUGGGGACAGACCCACACCCAUAGCUCCUGAGAACUGCCCACAGGCAAACCUCUGGGUCCAGCACCCAGGGGUCUUGCUGCCUGCAAACGGGAGCUGUUCACAGAAGACUAGGGCCAAGGAAGUGGGCAGCAGAGGAAGUAGCUGCUGACUGGCCAUUAGCCCCUGCCUUCCUCCCUGUCCUCAUCCAAGGUCCUCUUGCUACCUUUCUCAAGUUUAGCAGCUUAUUUUGUGCCAGACACUGCCUUAGAGACUCCUCCAAGUCCUUUGGGGGUCCCAUGAGCUGUUGGAGAAGUGUAAGUGUGGGUGUCUGGGUUGGCCAGCUUUUUUUCCCAGCCGCCAAGUCUCCAAACCCCAAUGUGGUGCCUUUUUUUUUACCAGCUACUUCAAUCCCAAAGUUGAAAUCUGCAAACACCUUACUCCCAGCCACUUUGCCUUGCUGUGUGGUGUGUUUUUCCUGGUGCUUGACAUCAGUGGUCUGAUACAAAGAGUGUGUGUGCAGUGUGCAGGCACAAGAACCCCGCUGGAGAAGCGCCCACCUGUUCCAAGUUGGUUGUCUCAUGUUUACCAAUAAAUAAAAGUAGUGUUUUUUCUAUU
This is a messenger RNA of Nannospalax galili (Upper Galilee mountains blind mole rat), 3927 nucleotides long. It is a transcript of the gene Cbx2, whose product is annotated as chromobox 2. Lineage: Eukaryota; Metazoa; Chordata; Mammalia; Rodentia; Spalacidae. Gene Ontology annotation, biological process: negative regulation of transcription by RNA polymerase II. Gene Ontology annotation, cellular component: PRC1 complex; heterochromatin. Bases 387 to 1718 code for a protein of 443 amino acids. The record is from RefSeq and is a predicted model, not a curated record. The transcript is spliced from 6 exons.